This is a messenger RNA of Apodemus sylvaticus (European woodmouse), 1328 nucleotides long. RefSeq names its product NmrA like redox sensor 1 (gene Nmral1). The record is from RefSeq and is a predicted model, not a curated record. The transcript has 5 exons. Bases 353 to 1252 code for a protein of 299 amino acids. Lineage: Eukaryota; Metazoa; Chordata; Mammalia; Rodentia; Muridae.
GACCUCAGGCGCCCUGCGUAAGCCUGGCGACCGGCUAGCCACACACCCGAGGCGCGGCCGGAAGGGGCUCUGCUAGGGUAGAGGGAGCUGCAGUAGUGGCUUGCGGCUUGCACAGAACUGCACCCCCCUUUUAGUGGACUCUGCUGUAGGCCUACGGAUCCCGCCAAAUCCCAUUCUCCGACCCUUGUUUUAGCCUUUUGUCACCCUUGUGAUCGGGGCUUGGUACUGGGUAUUGCCAGGCGUUAUCUCGGAAGGUGUUCAGGGACCGGACGUCUCCGGGCGGAGUUCCAGCUGCUCACCAACUCUGCUACCCCAGCCCUCUUGGGGUCGCGCUCUCUGGGCUCUGGACCCCAUGGCUGAUAAGAAACUCGUGGUGGUUUUUGGAGCCACAGGUGCGCAGGGUGGCUCUGUGGCACGUACACUGCUGGAAGAUGGGACAUUCAGGGUUCGAGUGGUAACGAGGAACCCCGAGAAGAGGGCAGCCAAAGAGCUGAAGCGGCAGGGUGCGGAGGUGGUGCGAGGUGACCAGGACGAUGCGCCUAGCAUGGAACUGGCCCUGACCGGGGCUCAUGCCGCCUUCAUUGUGACCAAUUACUGGGAGAAGUGCAGCAAGGACCGAGAAGUGCGGCAGGGCAAGCUUCUAGCCGAUCUAGCCAAACGCUUGGGCCUCCAUUACGUAGUGUACAGUGGCCUGGAGAACAUCAGGAAGCUGACGGCUGGGAGGCUGGCCGCCGGACACUUUGAUGGCAAAGGGGAAGUAGAGGAAUACUUCCGAGACAUUGGCGUUCCUAUGACCAGUGUGCGGCUGCCUUGCUAUUUCGAGAACCUCCUUUCCUAUUUCCUGCCCCAGAAAGCUGCAGAUGGAAAGAGCUUCUUGCUGGACUUGCCCAUGGGUGACGUCCCCAUGGAUGGAAUGUCUGUGAGUGACCUGGGCCCCGUGGUGCUCAGCUUGCUGAAGAAGCCAGAAGAGUACAUAGGGCAGGACAUCGGGCUCAGUACCUGCAGGCACACCGCGGAGGAAUAUGCCGCUCUGCUCAGCGAGCACACUGGCAAGACUGUGCACCCUGCCAAGACAACUCCGGAGGAAUACGAGAAGCUUGGUUUCCAGGGGGCUCAAGACUUGGCCAACAUGUUCCGUUUCUAUGCCCUGAAACCUGACCGGAACAUUGACCUGACCCUGCGACUCAACCCCAAGGCCCAGACACUGGACCAGUGGCUGGAGCGGCACAAGGGAGACUUUGCGCAGCUGUGACCUUGAAGCACAGCACUCUUGUGUACAGUUCUGUUUGUUUGUUUUUUACUCCCAAAUAAAAACCAUUGUUCUCGCA